Messenger RNA from Schistosoma haematobium, 3117 nucleotides. RefSeq lists its product as uncharacterized. The transcript has 9 exons. The record is from RefSeq and is a predicted model, not a curated record. The coding region runs from base 1 to 3117 and encodes 1038 amino acids. Lineage: Eukaryota; Metazoa; Platyhelminthes; Trematoda; Strigeidida; Schistosomatidae.
AUGCAGGUUAAUACUAAACUGGUGGUUGGAAGUUGUCAAGAAGAAAUCGUCAACCUAAAAAGAAAGAUUAGUGAUAUGAUUAUAAUCCUAAGUAAUAUUAGUAAAUGGGAAGAUACAAGUAAAACAACAUCAAGUGAAUUUAAAACUUCACCCCAAUACACAAUCUUGUUUUAUAUAAUAACAAAAAUGUCCACAAAUCAUGAUGUUUACAAACUAUCACCAAUAUUAUCUAAUGAGUCAAUAGAUUUGAAAAUGCGAAAUCACGAAAAUAAUUGGUCAACAUUAAAUAAUCAUGGUUGUACAUGGACAUCUAAUUGUAACACUUCUAUUGUAUCUGAUACAAGCAGUAUUUAUACAACAGAAUAUUACAAAUCAAUUUCAUCUAAUGCAAGUAAUUCAUGUCCAAGCCAAAUUCAUGAUCAAUCUAGUUCAGUACUAAGUGAAUAUUUCUAUAAUGGUUCAAAUAUAUUUCAAUCAUUAAAAAAUAUCAAUACAUCAUGUAUUAAUACAUAUAACAACGGUAAUGGUGAUCCACUUGAUUAUUCUAUACAUUCUUCAAUCGAUAAUCUUAAAGAUCCCACAUUAACAUUAAAUAAAUCUCAUAUUCAAUUACGAUCAAAUUAUAUUCAACCUUCAAUCAGUCAAAAAAAUCAAGAUAAUAUUCAAUCACCCUGUAUAUUGAAGAAUACAACAAUAAGUUCUCCCAUGAAUACAGAAACUACCGGCGGACGAUUAUUAAAACCUUAUAAAUAUUUAACAUGGCGUGAAAAAGAUCGUAGACGAAGAUUUCGUGAAGAAUGGAAACAUUUAUGGCUUGUUAUACCAUAUGGACUUUAUGAAGUCAUGUGUCUUGUUUGUCAUAAAGUGAUGACUCAAAGAAAAGUGGAUACGAUCAAACGUCAUACCGUUAGACGACAUGUGGAAUUAAUAGGAAUGUCUGAUUCUGAAAGGGAAAAAUUAUUUGAUCAAUUAAUUAAACAGUAUACUAUGCUUAGAGUCACUAACUACAAUUCUUCUAACGAUGUACCUAAUCAGUUGCAUCAGAAAUCAGAUUGUCUUUAUCAAACUGACUCUACAAAAAACUGUGAUGAACUUUCAAAUGUGAAAGCAUCGAGUGAAGUUUUGACAAACAAUUUAAAUAAUACUAAUACAUGUCUGUUUGAACAACAUUCUGUUAUGAAUCGUUUAAAAAAGAUCGAUACAAAGAAUAACAACUCAAUGAAUAGAGAGUCAGAUUUUCAACACCUACUGACGAAACAGGAUAAACAGUUAAAUUGUAAAAGUUAUCAGACAACGAACACAAUCCCAAGAUACUCUCGGAACUCCUGUUCCAAAAAAUACAAAAGCUUACCGGAAGUUAAACAAGAUAGAAGUAUUAUUGAAAAUUUACAAGAUUUACCAACAAAUAUACCUGAAAAUUGGGAUGACCCCUCAAUAUUUGAGGAGGAAUCAUUUCCUUUACGAAAAUCUCUUUUAGAUACACCAAGAAAUCAUUGUGAUAGAUUAGAACAACCCUAUAAUAAAGAGAGCUUCCAUGCUGGAAAAUUAGGUUCAAAAGUGAUUCCUUCAAACACUAAUUCAAUGAUCCCUUCAUUUUCACCAUUUUCUACAGUUGUUCCAAUAUCUAAAUGUUCUUCAUGUACAUAUCCUUCUGAGUCAGAGAAUUUUCAUAAUUUCUUGAAGUCUUAUGUCUCAAUGAAUUCUCUCUUGUCAUCACCAAACAUACCAACUUCGUCAAUAUCUUCAUUAUUAAUGCCACAGAUAUUUCCCACAUUUAACAGUUCAAAUAGGUUAUCAACUAGUAUGAAAUCAACUUCAAGUUUAUAUACAAAUAGUGACAUUAGCUGUCAUACUGGGAGUAACAAUAGAGAUAAUAAUAAUGAUAGUGAUAAAUCACAUCAAAAUCAUCAACUGAGUUCUACAGAAAAACAGACAACAAUAAAUGAUUAUCGUAAAAGAUCAAAUCACUUAUUAGAAUCUUCAAUAAAUACAGAGAUGAGUCUCACAAAUUCUAUGUUAACUAAUAAUAAUAAAAAGAAUAUAAAAGUUCCAUAUACGCAACAAUGCUCAACUCAAAAUACUUAUGAUGAUUCUCACAAUAAAUCGGUUCAUUCAUCAAAUUUACAAAUUUCUUCUAAUCCGAGUAUUCCAAGAUCUCUACCAUUUACGAUGUCCACUUUCAUGGAAGAUUUCUCAAAACACGAAAUAGAUGAUGGGAUAUUUCCCAAAACGCCGGAAUCUAGAAUCCAUACUUUGGUAAAUAAGAGAAAGUCUGUACAUACGUCUAAUCCAGAACUUUUUAAUGACUGCCCUAAUAAUCACAAAAUAUCAGAUAGGAAAACCGACUUUAUUUCAAGAAAGGAAGAUCAAGUACUAAAUCCAUCAGGAACAAAAUCAAACUGUAGGAGUAAAUCAAAUUCAGGUUCUAAACAAUUCACCAUUUCAUCUUUACUGAAUAUCGAAAGCUUGUCUUCACAAAAUAAGACAUCGUUGACAACACAUCAUGACGAGUUAAUCCCUGAUAUUCAAAAGAAAGAUACAAUAUCACCAGGGUAUGACUACCCUAAUUGGUCUACCCAAAAUCCACAAGAAAAACGAGAAUUAGAACAACUUCCUAUCUCAUGUGUUCUUUGUAAUUCGGAAUCCGUAAAUAAUUGUACUGAUGAUGCAAGAAAACAAUUUAUAUCCAAUGUACCAAGUGAGGAUAAUUUAUUCAGGACCAACAAUGACUCAUUAGACAUAUCAAUAACAAAACAAAUAGAUGCAUUCAAAGAAAGACAGUCCGCUUUUUCAAGUCCUACAGGAUUGUCUAAUGUUUCAGUUCAUCGUAAAUUAUUAGAGCAGUAUACUAGUAUACCUGAAUUAUAUCAAUCAUAUACUGACAUUUUUCACUUGAUAUACUGUUUAAAAAAUCAAAUACCAAUUAAUUGUUUGUCGAAUUCUAAUAUUUUCCACAAUCAAAAUUUGGAAACACUUGGAACCUAUAUGAAGUUAUAUUAUCUUGAACUGUUACGACAUCAUUAUGAUGUACCAAGUACAGAUCUUUCCACUCAAAGUAUACCAACAACAUUAUGCUCUUAUAUACAUGAAGAAAUGUAUGAUAAUUUGUUUAAUUAA